UUCAGUAAACGUUUCGCGGCUGUACGUCUACUCGGAGGGUCGUUGUCGGUGUUUGGCAGCAUUUACUACAUACUAAGUGAACAUACUUUAUUGUUCCCGUUCCCGUUUCGUGGUCGAUUAUUUUCCGUUUUUCUCAUUCUGUUGCUUUCUUCCGUUGAACACCCAGUUCCAGUUCCAAAAAAUGUCGGAACCAAUUCGCGUGGUAGUGACGGGAGCGGCCGGACAGAUUGCCUACUCGCUGCUGUACAUGGUGGCGAAGGGCGAUGUGUUCGGUCCGAGUCAGCCACUGAUCCUGCAUUUGCUGGACAUUCCACCGAUGAUGGGCGUGCUGGAAGGGGUGGUAAUGGAGCUGGCCGACUGUGCCCUGCCGCUGCUGGUCGACGUUGUGCCGACCGCCGACCCUGCCGUCGCUUUUAAGGACGUCGAUGCCGCGUUCCUCGUUGGCGCAAUGCCCCGCAAGCAGGGCAUGGAGCGUAAGGACCUGCUGUCGGCGAACGUUAAGAUUUUCAAAGUCCAAGGCGAAGCCUUGGAUAAGCACGCCAAGAAGGAUGUCAAAGUGCUGGUCGUUGGUAAUCCGGCCAACACGAACGCGCUGGUUUGCUCGCACUACGCACCGUCGAUUCCGAAGGCCAACUUCACGGCGAUGACGCGGCUGGAUCAGAACCGUGCUCAGGCCCAGAUUGCGGCCCGGCUCGGCGUGGGAAUCGCGAAGGUGAAGAACAUCAUCAUCUGGGGCAACCAUUCGGCCACGCAAGUGCCGGACGCGCGAAACGCAUCGGUGGAGGUGGGCGGCGUAACGAAGACCGUUCCGGAGGCCAUCGCCAACGAUGAGUUUCUGAAGCAGGAGUUCCUCGAAACGGUGCAGAAGCGCGGAGCGGCCGUUAUCGCCGCCCGUAAGAUGUCGUCGGCCAUGUCGGCGGCCAAGGCCGCGAGCGACCACAUGCGCGACUGGUUCGCGGGGACGCGCGACGGCGAGUACGUCUCGAUGGGCGUCAUCUCGGACGGUAGCUACGGGGCGCCGAAGGAUAUCGUGUUCUCGUUCCCGGUGCAAAUCCGGAACCGCCAGUGGAAGAUCGUGCAGGGCCUGUCGGUGGACGAGUUUUCGCGCGGCAAACUCGACAUCACGGCCAAGGAGCUGCUGGAAGAGAAGGAGGAAGCGAUGGCCGUCUGUUCGGCCGAUUGACUAGUUAAACUGUAGAGCAGAGUUUUGUAGGAAAACCCCACAGAAAAAAGCGAAGCCCUAAAAGAAUCGGAUCGGAAAAAAGCCAGGCCAUCGGACGCGCUUCGCGUUUUGCUU
Molecule: messenger RNA, 1297 nt
Organism: Anopheles cruzii
Lineage: Eukaryota; Metazoa; Arthropoda; Insecta; Diptera; Culicidae
Gene: Mdh1
Product: malate dehydrogenase, cytoplasmic
Exons: 3
Coding region: 182-1183 (333 amino acids)
Biological process (GO): tricarboxylic acid cycle; malate metabolic process; oxaloacetate metabolic process
Cellular component (GO): mitochondrion; cytosol
Molecular function (GO): L-malate dehydrogenase (NAD+) activity
Source: RefSeq, a predicted model, not a curated record